CUUUAAAGCAAAUAGUAUAGACAAAGUUCAUGUGUCCAGACACUGUGAGUCUGUUAGUGAAGUUCUUAGAAAGAAGCCGAGUCGAGUCACAUAAAUGACUGAUGACCAUGCAAGGCCGUUCAGGAGGCGCUCGUCCCGGCCAUCAGACUCUCCUUUGAUGGGAUUGAGGUUGAUUUCGUGUAUGCUGAACCAUUCAUGCCGGUGGAGCAUUCAUGCCAACACGGAUCUCCUCAGUGAUGAGUUUUUGGAGCACCUCGAUGAGCGCUGCAUCAGCAGUCUGGAUGAUAAGCAUCACAUGAAAGAACCCAGCUGCUCACAAAUCCUGCAGCAUCAGUACCUGACAGCUGCACUCGUCAGGGAUGUUUCUGUGAUGUAUGACAGCUCUGUGUAUCUGUGCUCCACCCUUUUUGCUGUGACUUUCUAUGUUAACCUGUGUGUUCUUCUGUUUUUUGUAGGCUACAGAGUUACAGUGGAGAUCCUCCAUCUGGUGCCUCACAUCCACACCUUCAGGCUGACUCUGAGAGCCAUCAAGCUGUGGGCCAAACUCUAUGGCCUGGCAAAGCUCUCCAAGGUCUAUCAGGAGGGGGUGAUCGUAUCUGCAGAAUGCGUCAGGAGGGAAACUCACAGCUGGCAGAUUCCCAACAGAGAGCAGAGAAGCGUUUUCAGGCCAACACUGAAGCCCACAGCGAGGCACCAACGCUCUGCGGCUGCAGGAGCUUCUGACGCAGCAGCUGUCAGCACAGGCUGACCAGCCGCAAAGACAAAAGGCUGGUCUGAGUCCGUGACGCCCGCUAAGAGGCGCAGAGCCGACGAGGAAUCAGUAUCUGUGACAACGGCCUCAUCUGCUCCAGCUCACCCUCCACGUUUUCAACAGCCACAACAACUGCAGCCUUUUCACCAAAGAAGUUUAACAUCACUCAGGACACAGCUCCAGGGACAAGAGGCACCACUUGUGAAGAGUCCUCUACAGAUCCCCUACGCAGUGAGAGUCCACCUCCCAGUGCCGACUCACACAGCAGGAAGAGACCGGCUGCUCCUGAGUCUGAGCCUGCCAAGAGAUUCAAAAUUGAACUGACUGUCCAGCUCUCAGACGCGUCCGUCCCCACCAGGCUUGAUGUUGUUCUGAAAUGUACCAUCAACAUCCAGCUGCUCAGUGGGCCUGCAUGCUGCAACUGUGGCCCAAGAUCCCCUGCAGUUACCAUGUGUUACCACAGGGAGGCGCUGCACAAGUCUUGGUGUUGGACCAGCUGUAUGCUAGCAGCAGGAUUCUCUGCUCCCCUUCUCACCUCUGCACAGUGUUUGGGUUCAACCAGUGGCAGCAGCUGUGGGGACAUUUAAGAGUGAAUGAUUAAUCAGAAGUGAUGAUCAGACUGGCAGGAGACAUGAAUUAAUGUUGUGAUCCAGUGUUGGUGUCUCAAGGUUGACGAGGAACCGAAGAGUUAAAGACUUGUCCUACGCUCCCACAAUGCACCUUUAAACUGUGCUUUCAUUGCAGCUUUAGCUUUUCUUUGCUUUAUAUGUUAAAUCUGUCCUACCAUGUAUGCUUGACACCAGCAAGCAUGUGUGAGCACCCUGUAACACCCAACCUCAUGCAGACACAAAGGUGACUCAUUUUAUUAGAUGUUGGACAAGACAAACUGGUUUUCCAGUAUCCCACAAAGACAUGGAGAAUAUUCCAGGCGUCAGGCUCAUUUUAAUAUUCACUGGUUACCAAGCUUACUGAACUGUCCGGACAUUCAGCAAUUACAGCGCCCUCACAUCACCGUUGUUUUUCCCCCAGUUACAAUUUGUAUUUCACUUGAUAUUAUUAUAAACUACAGGUAUUUGUUCCCCCAGGUAAAGUGUGGCAUGGCAGCAGGAAAUAACAUAAAACAUGUUGAAGGCUGGACAUAUUUAACUUUCACAGUGUAUUGUUAAUAUUUCAUGCUCAUUUAUAAUUCGUUAUUACAUGCAUUUGACCUACAUUUACCCAACAAACUGGCCACAGGGCUUUGGAAAGGUGUUACAGUAAUAAAAACACAGGCUGAGC
This is a messenger RNA of Chelmon rostratus (copperband butterflyfish), 2029 nucleotides long. RefSeq lists its product as uncharacterized. NCBI's taxonomy places the organism in Eukaryota, Metazoa, Chordata, Actinopteri, Chaetodontiformes, Chaetodontidae. The transcript has 7 exons. Bases 95 to 748 code for a protein of 217 amino acids. The record is from RefSeq and is a predicted model, not a curated record.